AGUUAGUACGUAGAAAUUCAAAAUGCGGAGUGAGCGAAUCCUGAAAGCACAGAAAUGGAAUCUUGUUGUUAUCCACGUCCUGCUCUUGCUUGGAGCGUGUGUCUUGAUUGCGUUAUGUUCCAAAUAUUUUGAUUCGCUUAGAUAUAUUGGCGCCUUUACAGAAACCGAUAAAAUUCUCAUUCUAAUUAUAACUUUGAUCUGCACGAGUGGCCUACUAGCACUUUUAUCGAUACUGGGCUUUUAUGCUGUAAUUACAUUAAAGAUGGCAUCUGUCAACUGGUAUUCAGUUUCAAUGGCUCUGGUCCUCAUGUUUAACCUGACCAGCGGAAUUUUGAUUUUCACUUACCAAGACUCGAUCACUUCUGAAGUGAGAGACAACAUGGUCAGUCAAGCGAAGGUUUACACCGUAGCUGGGUUAAGUAACAAUGAAGCAGCAGCUACUUUAGCUUGGGACAAUACCCAACUGAGAUUCAAAUGCUGUGGAGUCAACAACUUUAAGGACUGGAGAGCAUAUAGACCGCAGCUCAGGGGCUCCCCAAACUCAUGUUCUUGCAAAACGGAAGAAGAAUAUUGCAACCAGGAGUUAAAUGUGUUCGACCAAGGGUGCUAUAAAAGAAUGGUGGAGGAUGGAAACGUGUUUUUGUUUGCGAUAGCAGGAGUCACUUUUGGAAUUUCGUUUCUCCAGUUGUGUGCCGUUAGAUUGCUGGAAAAAUACAAGCGUGAUAAGGAGGAUUUGGAACUGCGGGUGGAAUUUUUCUCAUCAGAUUAUUACACGUGAGAAUCAUUUCAAUAAAAUCAUUGCCUAUGAAA
This is a messenger RNA of Cloeon dipterum, 810 nucleotides long. RefSeq names its product tetraspanin-6-like. The record is from RefSeq and is a predicted model, not a curated record. NCBI's taxonomy places the organism in Eukaryota, Metazoa, Arthropoda, Insecta, Ephemeroptera, Baetidae. The transcript has 5 exons. Bases 23 to 778 code for a protein of 251 amino acids. Gene Ontology annotation, cellular component: plasma membrane.